Messenger RNA from Cajanus cajan (pigeon pea), 1618 nucleotides. Its product is annotated as spermidine hydroxycinnamoyl transferase. The record is from RefSeq and is a predicted model, not a curated record. Gene Ontology annotation, molecular function: acyltransferase activity, transferring groups other than amino-acyl groups. NCBI's taxonomy places the organism in Eukaryota, Viridiplantae, Streptophyta, Magnoliopsida, Fabales, Fabaceae.
AAAUACUUUUACUAUACCCCUCACAUCACACACUCAAACAUGGCAGUAACCUUCAAAGCUUGCAACACCGUGAGGCCUAUAGAGCCAUCAUUGCACGAACGUGUCCCUUUAUCUGAAUUGGAUCAAAUAGGCACCAUAACCCACGUCCCCAUAAUCUACUUCUACCGUCCCCAACAAAACUGGCUCUCCCACAAUAAUUCCACCAUGGCUUCCACCUUGAAGGACUCACUAAGCCGAGUCCUGGUGCCGUUUUACCCCCUAGCCGGUCGUUUACACUGGAUAAACAACGGUCGUUUAGAGCUUGAAUGCAACGAUAAGGGUGUUCAGUUCGUGGAAGCGGAGUCAACGUCAAGUUUUGAAGAUCUCGGUGACUUUUCACCUUCUUCAGAGUACCACCACCUUGUCCCCAAAGUAGACUACAGUCUCCCCAUUCACGAGCUUCCCUUGGUGCAGGUUCAGCUUACGAGGUUCAAAUGCGGUGGCAUCAGCAUCAGCUUAAACAUCUCACACGCCGUGGCGGACGGGCCCAGCGCGAUGCACUUCACGUGCGAGUGGGCCAGGCUCGCACGUGGGGAGAGUCUCGGAAUGGCACCGUUUCUCGACUGGAGAGUGCUGCGUGCGGGGGAGCCUCCUUUGGCACUGGUGCCCCCCGCAACAUGCCACGUGCACACGGCGUUCGAGCACCCUCCGUUGUUGCUAGGCCAAACCGGGAACACCGAGGAACGAAAGAAGAAAACAACAGUGGCGAUUCUGAAACUGAGUAAAAUCCAGGUUGAGACGUUGAAAAAGACAGCGAAUGAGAGCUGGGGAAAAGCUAGUAACGGUCGCGGUUAUAGCCGUUACGAGAGUGUGACUGGGCACGUGUGGAGAAGUGCAUGCAAGGCGAGGGGGCACAGAGAGGAGCAACCUACGGCGCUUGGCGUUUGCGUUGACUCGAGGUGUCGCAUGCAGCCACCUUUGCCGAAAGGGUAUUUCGGGAAUGCGACUUUGGAUGUUGUUGCUACUAGUUUGGCUGGUGAUUUGGUUUCGAAGCCGUUGGGGUAUGCCGCGAGUAGGAUAAGGGAAGCGAUUGAGAGGGUGAAUGACGAGUACGUGAGGUCGGGGAUUGAGUUCUUGAAGAGGCAAGAUGAUUUGAGUAGGUUUCAGGAUCUUUAUGCGAUUGGGAGUGAGAAGGGGCCUUUUUAUGGGAACCCUAAUUUGGGUGUGGUUAGUUGGUUGAGUUUGCCCAUCUAUGGCCUUGACUUUGGGUGGGGUAAGGAGGUUUAUAUGGGUCCUGGGACGCACGACUUUGAUGGGGAUUCUCUGCUUCUUCCUGGUCCAGAUGGGGAUGGCUCUUUGCUGCUUGCUUUGUGUCUUCAAGUGCUGCAUAUGGAUGCCUUCAAGAACCAUUUUUAUCAAGAUAUUCUGUAAGAAUCAUGGGAAGACACUUGUGUACGUGCAUGCUACUACAAUAUCACAUUCAACACCUUCUUAGUUAAUUCAAAUAAACUAAAUAAUAAGAUAAGUACAAUUUUAAUUAAAUAUGAAUAGCUUCCUUAUGCGCAUCUAAACUGUAUCUUCAUUUCUGAACCAUUAAUUGUGUUAUAUUGUAAUUUUAUGAUUAUAUUCUAUUAAGAUA